GCUCAAAUGUUCGCAGCUAUAGGAAAUUCAUACAGCCAGGAAGCCCUUGGGGUUCCUGGCUUAGACCGAAAUUAUUCUAGUGUGAGAGGCAACCAGAAAAGCCCUGGACUUCCAUCAGUGAAUCCUUAUAAUGACACAUCGGCUUUGUCUCCGACAAGGCUGGCUCCUGGCUAUAUAACUUCGCUUGUGAAGAACCAGCUCAGGACUAAGAAGUUCAUGAAUCUAAAGAAAUUAUACUCCCGAAAUUUGAAAGAAAAUACAAAAAUUAAGGAUAAAAGCAGGAUCUCUUCGAUCAGAAGGAAAAACUGUUCAGUCCAGGAUAUUCUCAAGGAAAAUAGUUUCGAAGCAAAGGAUCGGCUGACUUCCAUGAAAGUAAAUUUAAAGCCAAUUACUAAGAAAGAGAGACUUCUCAAGUUAAAAACCAAGAGAAAGCUGAAGCAUGAGAAAUUCAUAGAGAGUAAGAGCAAUAGGUCUCCUUCUUCUGGUAGCAGGAACUACGAUGAAGCAUUGAAGUGUUUAAGCAUGACUUUGGAGAAAGAGAAAUCUCUCUCAAAUUUUGAUAAUAAAUCCUUACCUAAUAUUAUUACAAUGAAAGGAGCUAUAAGUAAUAUUACUCAGAACAGAGGCCCCAUCCGGAAGGUUCAGCCAAGCAAGUCUAAGAAGCUGCAGAAGAUGACUCUUAGACGAAUGCAAGAGUUGAACAAGAAGUACCAGAUCCUUGACAAGAGUGAUAAGAUGCAUAACUUCAUGCAGAAUAUAAGCAGAGAUAACCCGUUUUAUGAUAAUCAUAGUAGCUGCAAAUAAGCUAUCUAAUGAACUUAAUGUGCUGAACAGUACUAUCAAGAAUGUGCAGAGGAAGAAGAAAAUUGAUUUUGAAAAAUUAGCUACUAAGCUUAAAGAGAAAUAUGUACGGAAGAAGAAGUUAUUUCCUCCAACGGUUGAUGAGAUCAUACGGUAUAAUACCUUUUCAACUAAGCCUGAGAAUGUCUUACCUGGAUCAAGGGAUAGUUCCCCAGUGAGGUAUAAGAAUUAUGACCAUUUGUCACUAGGAAUUUACCCACAACAUAAUUACUCAGACACAGUGGAUGCCAGUGCAAGGAAGUUAAAUAAUAAAAGCCCAGGCCAACAGAUCUUUGUUGACAGAUAA
Moneuplotes crassus is the source of this 1147-nucleotide messenger RNA. The record is from the annotation of a GenBank genome assembly. Lineage: Eukaryota; Ciliophora; Spirotrichea; Euplotida; Euplotidae.